This is a messenger RNA of Kalmanozyma brasiliensis GHG001, 633 nucleotides long. Its product is annotated as Cleavage/polyadenylation specificity factor subunit 5. Lineage: Eukaryota; Fungi; Basidiomycota; Ustilaginomycetes; Ustilaginales. The record is from RefSeq and is a predicted model, not a curated record. Bases 1 to 633 code for a protein of 210 amino acids. Gene Ontology annotation, cellular component: mRNA cleavage factor complex. The transcript has 4 exons. Gene Ontology annotation, molecular function: mRNA binding.
AUGUCGCAAACCCUGACGCUGCAUCCCGUCACCGCCUUCACAUUCACAACCAAAGACGCGCAACCCGAGGAAGAUCCAUCCGUCGCAGCUCGACUGCAGCGGCUGCAGAACAACUAUGAGGAUCUCGGCAUGCGAAGGACAGUAGAGGCAGUGCUGGUGGUGCACGAACACGGGCAUCCACACGUGCUGAUGCUCCAGAUCGCGAAUGCUUUCUUCAAGCUCCCCGGAGACUACCUCAAACCGGGCGAGGACGAAGUGGAAGGCAUGAAGGCGAGACUGGACGAGCGGUUGGGGCCAGUAGAGAGCGACCCUAACUCCUUUGGUCCCAACGGCGAGGGGCGCAACAAAGAGGACGGCGACUGGGAGAUUCAGGACUGUCUCGCUCAGUGGUGGAGGCCAAACUUUGAGACAUUCAUGUAUCCAUACGCACCACCACACGUCACAAAGCCAAAAGAGUGCAAGAAGCUCUUCCUCGUCACCAUCCCUCCCACCAAGGUGCUCGCAGUACCCAAGAACAUGAAGCUGCUAGCAGUGCCACUCUUCGAGCUUUACGACAACUCGCAGCGCUACGGUCCGCAACUCGCCGCCAUCCCACAUCUGCUCUCUCGAUACAACUUUAUCUACUCUGAUUGA